AGAUCAAGAUGUCGAGGAAAUUUGUCCAAAUUGAAGAAGUUGAUGACAAAACAUCAGCAUGCACCGCAAUUGUUCAGGUUGUGGAGAAAAGUCAUAUCCAAAUUAGCAAGCCACUAAAAAAUCUCCCAUACAGAAGAUAUUUGCUCACAGACUCAGAAGGAACGAAAGUAUCUGUAGUUGUCUAUUCCGCUGAUUUGGACGUGGUUUCAGAAAGGCUGGUGCCGUACAAGCGAUAUUAUGUCUCCAAUGCUAUUGUCGGUCCAGUUGAUACAAGAUAUCAAGUUGGUUUAUCUCUAACGACAAGGUUGCCGACCUGCAUUCUAAUCAACCCACCUAUGCAAGAAGCAGUUAAUUUAAAACAAUGGUACAUAGAACACAAAGUUGAAGUUGCACAUCUAAUUGAAAACAAAGCAUUCAUGAAUGCCUCUGUCCUUUUGCCACCACCAAAUGGCAAUCAUGUUGUCACAGUUCAAGCAGCUUUGCGUUCACUUAACAAAACAGUGAAAGCUACAUGGGUCACAAACCAGAAAUCCUUAUGGUUCAGUGCAUGUGGACAUUGUCACACUAAGCUUGAAGUUCCAGUUGGUUGGGAAGUGAAAUGCACAAUAUGUCAAGAACAAACCAAUGUAGAGCCGAGAUGUCGGUUUGUUGUGGCUAUUAAUGACGGAACAGGAGUAUUAAAUGCACUCAUUUAUGCUGAAGAUACUGAAAAGUUGAUUCCAUUUACUGCAUUACAAAUAUAUGAGGCUGGAAAAGAUGGCAACAAUUUGCUGUCAGAAAUCAUAACAGGCUUCUGGAAGAAAACUAUGACAUGCUUCGUUAGGCAUUAUGAGUCAGAUUAUGGAUAUCUUAUGGACAACUACCCCAUCGAAAACCAAGUUGCGGCAGAUGAGCACCUGAUAACACCAACUGGCAGCCAAAUUCCAUUUGCAGGUGAUGAAUCGCCUUACUCCAGAAUGGAAAGGGAAGCAGAAAAACAAUCAGCAGGAAGCUCGACCAAGCGAAAACUAAUCUUCAGCGGCCCAAGUGAUUCCAAAGGUGAAACCAACCAGGAAAAAUCGUCAAAGAAGCAUAUCGGCACUUCAAAUGUGGAAGAAAAAGAUUUCAAUCCAAAAAAACCAUGUUUUUAGGAUCUUUAACUUGCACAUUAUAUUUUUAGUCAUUUGCUUUUGUAAGGGAGAUGGCAAUGAACCCCAACUAUUUUGCGUAGUGGCAUUAUCUUAGAAAUAUUAUUACUGGUUAAGCUUAUAGUGCUUGAUGAGAAUUAAUAUUUUGCAUUUUCAUUUAGCCACACAUUAGAAAAUACAUUUGGCACAAAUGGCUGCAAUCUAUCUGUGUAUGGUAUGUGUAUGUACCUUCAAGACUUCGAACAAACAUAUUUUGGUGUAAUAUUUUAGUGCUUACAUAAAUAUAAGAAUGGUUGCUGCUGUCUGAGUUAUUAAAAUUUUUGCAUAUGAAUGCUAAUCAAAUAAUGUAAUCACUGG
This is a messenger RNA of Striga asiatica, 1484 nucleotides long. NCBI's taxonomy places the organism in Eukaryota, Viridiplantae, Streptophyta, Magnoliopsida, Lamiales, Orobanchaceae. The record is from the annotation of a GenBank genome assembly.